Molecule: messenger RNA, 918 nt
Organism: Fusarium coffeatum
Lineage: Eukaryota; Fungi; Ascomycota; Sordariomycetes; Hypocreales; Nectriaceae
Exons: 1
Coding region: 1-918 (305 amino acids)
Source: RefSeq, a predicted model, not a curated record
AUGUCAGUCAAAUUCUCUCCCGAUACCGACAUCCCCAGCCUCGAUGGCAAAGUUAUUCUCAUUACUGGAGGAAACUCUGGUCUGGGUCUCGAAACAACUCGCCAGCUCCUGAAACACGAUCCUGCCAAGAUUUUCCUUGCCUGCCGGUCAAAGGCAAAAUUUGACCAAGCCAUUACUGAGCUGCAGGAGUCUGGCUGCAAGACUGAACCAGUGCAUUUUCUAUCUCUCAACCUUGCUUCUUUGGAGAGUAUCAAGUCUGCGGUCAAGGAAUUUCAGGAAGCAUCCACGCGUCUUGAUGUGCUUGUCAACAAUGCUGGUAUCAUGAUGACGCCUGAAGACCUCACUGAGGAGGGUUAUGAGAUUCAGAUUGGAACAAAUCACAUGGGUCACGCAUUCCUUACGCACCUUCUCCUUCCUACGCUUGAGGAGACGACCAAGGUCAACCCUGACGUCAGAGUUAUCUUCCUGGCUUCAAUGGGAGAAUCCUUUUCGCCCAAGGAUCCUUAUCAUUUCGACCAAUUCAAGACCACCAUGCCUAACCUGUCGAGCUCAGCACGCUAUUCCAUCUCUAAACUCGCCAACGUUCACUACGCCGCCGCCCUGGCUGAACGCCAUCCCAAUCUCAAGGUCAUCAGCCUCCACCCAGGAGUUGUUCAAACCAACCUUACUGGCCCCGCUAUCAGCAGCAGUCUCAUUGUCGGAACUAUUACACGAUUGGUCUUCAGCAUUAUGGGUGUCAACUCGAGCAAGGGCGCAUUGAACCAGCUCUGGGCGCUUUCUAGCCCAGAUGCUGAAACCGGUGUCUUCUAUCACCCUGUUGGUGUGAAGGGCAAGGGAAGCAAGUUGAGCCAGGAUAAGGAGGCUCGUGAGAAGCUCUGGGAGUGGACUCAGCAGGAGAUCAAGCAGCAUCUACCUUAG